Molecule: messenger RNA, 6329 nt
Organism: Heterobilharzia americana
Lineage: Eukaryota; Metazoa; Platyhelminthes; Trematoda; Strigeidida; Schistosomatidae
Source: the annotation of a GenBank genome assembly
GAGGAUGCCAGCGCCUAACAUGGUAGGGACUCAAGGUCGCUCCUGAUGGCUUCGGAUAUUGUUGGUUGUGAUGGGGAUAAGGAGGCUUCAACGUAUAUUGUUUUGUUUUAUCUAAUCGUUUCUUCAAAUAAAUAUAGGGAGUUGAAUGACCUACGAUGUCUUCCUGAUUUCGCUGCACUAUGCUCCUGUUUGACGUUUUUUGGCGCUGAUCUUGGUAUUCAUCUAACAUUUCCACAGUUGUUCAACUUUCUUGGUCUCCAGAUGCAGCAAAUGCAAAGAUAUGGGAGACAUUGCACGUCAAACUUCUCAAUAAGUUAAAAUACCGAGCUCGUCCUGAUCGUUGGGAACCAGUCUUGGGACGCUUUUUGCUGAACCACGGUCUUCAUAUUGAAGGGAUUCAAACAGCUGUGGAAGUCCUCUUGAAUGCUGAAGCUGUAUAUGAUGACAAAGUGAAUAUUUUUGUUCAGGAAGGAGCUAAGCAUGUUCUUCCUAGUUAUUACAAACUUCCGCCUUACGUUCGUGUGAAAACUCUUCUUUGUCUUUUGGAAACCCAGUUUGAUCGUAAUCAACCCUUUAAAGACAAAGUGAAUUUGCGCUCUCCCGUGGAUCUGCGAUCUCCUCCUUUGGGUGUAGAUGUAUGGGGUAGAAGCUAUUGGUUGCUGAAGGAUUCAGAUGUAAAUAUUUACAUAUACAGAGAAGAUCAUCAAGAUAAUAGCUUUAUGUUGGUAUGUAAAUCCUUUGAUGACAUGCGUGAGCUAAUUGAGGAACUGAAAGGAGCAUAUUCAGAUGAUGAAAAGUUGGAAGAUAUUCUUAAGAAAAAGCAAGUUUCUUCAGAUAAAGCAGACCUAAAGGACCAAUUAACAAACUUAAUACAAGACGGUAUAGCUUCCCCUGAACAUGAGAUUUUCAAUAGCCAUAAGGAUUCUCCCGUUUCACUUGCAUUAACGUCAAGUGAAGAUUUAAAAAAUACUACACUGUCUUCGCUUCCAGUUGACUUUCAAGAACCACCUAUCCAUUCAGUUGAUAUGUUGCUAGGACCUUCAAAGUUCGAACAUUUGAUUAAAACUGAAGAACAAAAAAACGAAGAAAUAGAUCACCAGAUAUCUCCCAAUGACCAUUUAAACGGAAGUGACGAAGACCACCAUGAAAUGCCAGCUGAUGACUCCAAAGAAAGCAAUAUUGACACAAGUAAUGAAUAUCAACUCAAACCAGAAUGCAUUUCGGAUCAAGUUCUGAAACCAGAAGAGGAUUAUAGUGAGCAAACGAACGAAUAUUCUCAAUUAUCAGCUACAGAAGUACCCACUUCUGUUUUAUCAAACACUCAGAUCAAAAAGUCACGAAAGCACAGCUCAAGUAAAAGUUACUCUGAAAGUGCUAUCGGCGAACAACAGGAUUUGCGACGCAGUAGUCGGCAACGUAAACCUGUCCAAGUUUUCAAUAUCCAACCAACUCAGUCAAAACGCGUUAAAAUAUCCACUUCAGGUACUGAUUCGUUAUCGAAGACAAUUGAUAGAAAGGAUAGCCCUAAAAAACAAAAGAUACCAGCUAUUACUAUCCGUCUUUCUGAAAAUGGCCAUGUGGUGGAUAAGAAUCAAAAAAGGAGGAAGAAACGUCAUCGUAAAAAAUCCCGCAAGGGUUCAAACCCUUGGGUUUACGGGACAUCAUCCAGUGACUCAGACAUUGAGGAAGAUGAUUCUUUUGAGAAAGCACUUAUGCAACAUCUCAAUGUAGAUAGUGAUAAUUCAGCACCCUGUUCACCAGCAAAAGCGAACAAACACCUAAGUACUGAAUGGUCAGAUGCUCCUGAAAGUGAUUUCGAUCCAGAUGGGUUAGAUGUGCAAAGCGAUGUCGAUAGUGUAACUGACGGACGGAAUCUAGCUCGACAAAAACGUCUACAGAAAAAGUUUGUAUCAGAUUCUAGUACUAAUUUCAAUGAGGUUGAAAAAGAAGAACUUUGCCAGGUUUGCUUUAAGUCAAAUAUGCCUGACUGGAUGUUAUUGUGUGACCGAUGUGAUUUAGGUCAUCACGCUAUGUGUCUGUCACCCCCUUUGUACAUAAUCCCUGAAGGUGAUUGGUUCUGUCCACGUUGUCAACAUACUGCACUAAUAUUAGCCUUAAAUGAAACCGUCACAGCUCUUGAGGCGGAGUCCAAAAAACGAAAUAUCUGGAGACGCAUGCAGGAACGUUUAAAUUUUGUCAAUAUCAGUAUGACAAAUAUUUUGGGGGAUGAUGACAGUGAAUGUGAUGACAAGAAGAAUAAGAAAGGAAAAGUACUAAGAAGUACUCAAAGUAAUAAUGUUAACUAUGUCUAUAACAAUUCAUGUAGUGAAGAGGCUGAUGAUGUGGCCUCUGGAUCUGAUUCUGAAACGAAAAGUGCAGACUACAAUACUGAUUCUGGAGUUGACGGCCGGUCUCGCAAGAGUUCUGCUAGGAAUCCGCGACUUCGUCCGAGACGAAAGAUGCAACAUUCUAGACCUCGUCGGGUAAACUUCAAAGAAACAACUUUUGAUGACAGUGAAUCAUCCGGGUCCGAGUCCGAAUCUCCUCCUUGUAGAACUACGCGUCAGCGCCAGGUUAGGUACAAAAUGAGCGAAGCGUUUAAACAGCUAGAUGAAGCACUAGAAAUCGAUGAAAAGUAUCAAGAAGAGAAACAGCAAAGACUAAAACGCAAGUCUGCUGGGUACUCUAAUGAAUUUGAUGAUGAAAAUAUCGUAAAAAAUGAGGUGAGCAAUCAAGAGCCUAGUCGUUCACAUGGAAAGGACCUAUCAAACAUCUUAGGACCGGAAUGGAAAGAAUCUGAAAGUGAUUGUAGAGUGCAGUCUUUAUGCAAGAAACGUCGUAUUGGUAAUCUGUCUUCAAACUCAUCCAGUGAGUAUUCAUCUAAUGAAGAUGAAACACGCAGUAAGCCAGGGCGUAGCAGCAAAGUGAAAGAUGAAGAUUUCAAUCCAUCAUCUUUAGAAGAAUCAGAAAGCGAAGAUGAUGCUGACAAUCUGAACUGUGAUUCAAGUGAUGAAGUUGAUCAACUAUCGAGUGAUAAUAGUUGGCUUUCGACUGCUCGUCGUCGCUCUCGAAACUCAAGACAGAAUGUCCGUAAGAGAAGAAAUUUCUCUAACACUUAUCGUCGAUCACGGAAACCUGUUCCCCGCUUCGAAGACAGUGAUGAAUAUUCAGAUCGUAAAACAACGCGAUCAAGGAGAUGUACACGUACUGUUAUCAGCUAUCGAGAAUCAAACGAUGAGGCGUCAGACGAUUCCACACACAAUGCUACAGAUAUUUCCACUGCAAAUAAAAGUAAAGUUCGUAGGUUAUUGGACGAUGAUGAAGACGAUGCGAUUGGCGAAAAUAACACCGACCGAUCCCCGACCCCGAUAUCGCUUAGUUUGAAAGAGAGCCGAACGCAGAACAGUCGGAGAAUCAUUAAGUCUUCUUCUGACAGCGAUUAUCAGCCAUGUGAUGACGUUGAAGAAGCAGAGGAUAAUGAAAGUGAUAUAGUAGAUGCUGGCGAGUUGAAUGGAGCAAAUGAAUCAACACUUGUCAUCACUCCCAUUAAAAAAUUAGAAAACAUCGAAACAUCACAACUAAAUGAGACAACUGAACAUCAUACAUCAUCAGAGCUGAUAAUAUCAGAAACAAGUGAUAUCGACAAUUCCCUCUUUAAAGAUAAUGUAGUAUCACCAGUGAUUGUAUCAAAAUGUUGUAAAGAGGAAUUUGAUAACAGCGGUAAGAUGUAUUCAUCUGAUCCACUCAAAAACCAUGUAAAUGGCGAUAUUGGUGAUGAAGAAGAAGUCGAUGAUGAAGUUGAUGAAUGCCUACCAGUUCGGAAUUUUUGUUCACAUAUUUCACCACAUUUUGACAAAAAUAGCAGUGACAUUAAGCCGUACGUUUCCCCGGAUUUAUUUUAAAGUAUUUAUGUAUAUUUUUCUUAAUUUAUGGUUUUUAUCAUUGUUGUAUAUUCUCAUCAUUUUUAAUCUAUGAACUGAUAUUCAGGUAGGCUCAAUGACGGUAAUAUUGGCAGCAGUAAUAGCUAAAGUGAAAAAUAACACAAUUCCAUCGUAAUCACGUGUUCAAUCAUGCAAAACUCAGUCUCAUUACACUGUACAUAAAUAAAAUAAUUUUGCGGUUUAUUUAUUUCACAAUUUGUUGUAUACUAAACAAUUACUUGUUCGUGGGUGUUUUUUUCCAUGUGAUGUUUAUCUAUUUGUAAAAUAAUGGCUUAUUGGAUGAAAGGUUGAAGCAUUUAUCCCAGUCCAAAUUCUAUGAAUUACUAUCAGUAUAAAAUGUUCUUGGUGUUCAACUCCAUAAUGAAUGAAUGUGCCUGCAUAACAAUGCAUAAAUUUAUGUUUCUUUUCCCUUUGCAAGGCUUUAUGAAAGAUUUGUGUGUUUUUCUUCUUUCGACUAGGCUUUCGUUAAUGAAAUCAUGAUUUUCUAUUAUGAAAGAUAAUGUUUAUCAUUGAGUUUUACUUUCAUUUAAAAUAGAAAACAGUAGGAAGCAAGCAUUGAUCGAGAAUCUGAGUAUGUUUGACAUGCGUUUCGUUGGCAUCUGUCAAAUAUGAGAUGAUGUUCCACAACUGGUUAAGUCCAAGUACUCCCAGUUUAAUGAUUAGGAGUGAAGUGGCAGAAUGUGUCGAUCACUUCACUUACUUGGGAAGUUGCAUUAAACCCGAACGAACUGGUUGCUGACGAAAUGUCAGCUCAGAUACACAAGGCCCGUCUGGCAUAUCCAAAUUACGUCAUCUGUGUCACCGACUGGCGAGCUAUCCGACUGUCUAUCAAAUGACGCAUUUGCUGCUUUGCAGUCCUUCCUGUCCCGUUAUACGGCUGUUAGACAUGGCCACUAAAAGUAGAAGACAUGAAGCGAUUACAGGGUUUUGAUCACAGAUUUGUUGGUAGCAUUACUCGCGUUUGGUGGAAUCACCGUGUGAGCAAUGUUGAGGUCAGGCAAAGGACACUAGGCAAGUCGAUUGAUGAUGUUAUGAACCCCAGUCGACUGAAAUGGCUUGAGCAUGUACUGUACAUGCCGAACCACUGCUUACUUCGACGUGGCAUACUAGAGUAAGUUGGAUUAUAUUGGAAGGGGGUUGGUGGAGAGAUUAGAGCAAGACAUGACACGGGUCGAUGAAGUCUGUUAGUGUUGGUCUGAGUCGUGUGAGGAAUGUGGAGUGUGUUGUUUUGGUCCUUAAGAUGAAAGUAAUCAGUGGUUGAGAAGUGAUUCUUGGUGAGAUGGCUGAAAAUCGGUGACAGUGGCGUAGAUGUAGCCAGAGGAUCUCCAUGAAGUAAGUCGACCGUUGCGAAGUCAAACGUAUUUAAGGUUAUAUCUAUUGGUUUAUCUGUGAUGAAAUUGAAUAGGAAUAGUGACGGUUGAUAUACUCGGUCAACACCACUAGUUGUCAUUAGUUCUUAUGACUACUCUCCAUGUACUGUAACACGACCAUGUGAGUUCGAGUGGAGAGCUUUGAUAAGCAUUAUAUACUUGUUCGGUACUUCCUUCACAACCAAACACUCCACGGUUGAUAGAGUCAAAUUCUGCCUUUAGGUUGAGAAAUAUGGCAAGUGUCGCCACCGAUAGGUCUGCAUGUGUUCCAGAACCUGUCACACGGUUAAAAUAUGAUGGAUGCUCCCUCGUCCAGUUCUGUAUGAGAUCUGCCUGGUUUUCUCGGAUUUUCGUUUCUUGAGCUAUACUUAGUUGUCAAGGUUUGGGUAGUGGAAAUGACAUGGUCUUGUCAGGUUUAGAUAGUUUUGAUACCGAGAACUAAGGUUCUGAGUGCUUUUUCUACGCCUUGAUUAAAGUAUAUUUAUUGAUCUGGCAACUUCACAUUGACAGGAGGUUGCAUGAAACUUACAGUACUAGGCUCACUUGAGUAAAAGAAGAUUAGCAGGUAGGUGUAAUCAAAGCUAGAUGGAAAAGGCAUUUGCAGCUCUGUAACUGAGUAGUUAACAAAUUAAGCACACCUCAGCGUUUUUGGAAAAUCCUUCCAAGUGUCGUGUUAAUUGCGAUCAAGCCAUCAGUAAGCAGUAAGAAUGAGACAUGUAGACACAGCUAAAGCACUAGCAAUUCGAACCGUCUUUGCACAUAGAAAGCAAGUACGAACAGCUUUUUUGUUCACCAUGGAUAUCGUGAGGAAUUGAUCAGUAAAAUACUUCCUUCUGAUGUAGUUAUAUUUCAUUUUCUUAUCAUCUGUGUAUUUUCUUAUUCUAAAUGCCUACGUAACCUUCCUUUUUCAUGCAGUCUGCUUCCAUAUCUGACUUAUAAUUGUUCUAGAAUUCUCUAUGAUUUCAUGAAUGUACAGCUAAGAGAAUGAGUUUUUGAGAAGAAAAUAUUUCUUCACUGC